UUGUGUAUUUUUUUAAAUAUUACCUAUACCUAUAUAAUGUGUCGUAAUAAGAAUCGGUUCUUAGAUCCAUUUAGAAGUGCUUGGUCUGCAAAAGGUCUCCUAAUACAAUGUUGCUCACCUCCUCCCCGUUUCUUGAUGGCUUAAUAUAUUUAAGCAUUUUAUGCAUUGCUGCUUAUUGUUACGCUACAAGAGACUUCAACUAUUGGAAAAGAAGAAAUGUUCAAUUUUUAAAACCCGUCCCUUUCUUCGGCAAUCUUUACGAUGUAAUGAUGUUUAAAACUACUACCCAAGAAUGUAUAAAGAAGAUAUGGGAUGGAAUCAAUGCUCCCUAUUUCGGGAUGUUCAUUUUUGAUGAACCAGUUUUAGUUCUAAAAUCUCCCAAACUAAUCAAAGACGUGUUGAUUAAAGAUGCUUCAACAUUUUGCAACAGAAGAGUUGCUACACCUUCACAUCCCAAUAUGGCUCAUGGAAUGUUUUUCUUAAAAUAUAAUGAAUGGAGAAAAGUAAGAAAAAUGCUUAGUCCAGUGUUUACCUCGGGCAUGUUAAGGUAUUUGCAGCCACAUACAAUCGAAAUAAACCAAACGAUGUUAGACUUCGUACACAAGAAUUGUGGUAUUUUUGAUGUUACAAACAUUGGAGAAGAUUUCGCAAUAGAGUUCCUAGUUAGAUGUUUUUAUGAAGCCAAUCCUCGUUGUUUUAAUGAAAAACCAUCAGUAUUUAAGAAAUGUAUACAUACGAUGUUUGCUUUUAACUUUAGGAAUGGAGUUGUCCAGAAUUUAUUCUUUCUGAAACCAGCAUUGGCAGAUGCUUUAAAAUUAAACUUUGUGGCAAAAAAUUGCAUGAAAUUUUUUGAAGAUGUUUUCAAACGCAUAAUGACAGCUAGAGAAAGUUAUGAUGGUAAGCCGAGAAGCAUGGUAGAUGUAGCAAACAAAGCUAUUAGAGAAAAGAAAAGAGGAGAAAAGGAUGCUUUAGGAUUUGAAACGAUUAUGUCCAAUGUCCUGUUAUUCUUAAUAGCUGGACGCGACUCCACUACUACAAUAAUAAGCUUCACUUUAUACGAAAUUGCUAAAAAUCAAGAAAUUCAAGACAAAUUAAGAAAAGAAGUCAAAUUAAAUGUUGAAAAACAUGGAUCGAUUUGUUUCGAGGGGGUCCAGGAGAACAAAUACUUAGAAAUGUGCAUUAAUGAAACUUUACGAAAAUACCCAACUUUACCAUUUUUGGAUCGAACACCUAUCGAUGAUUACCAGUUUAAGGACACAGACUUGAAAGUGGAAAAAAACACAUCAAUACUAAUUCCAUUGUUUGCCCUUAACAGAGAUGAGCACAUUUAUCCUAAUGCUACAUUAUAUAAUCCUGAUAGGUUUCUAAGUGAUCAGAUUAACUCAGAUGGUUUGAAUUUUAUACCAUUUGGAGAAGGCCCAAGAAUUUGUAUUGGCAAACGAAUAGGACUACUGGCAGUGUCCAUGGCUUUAUCAACCUUAGUUCUAAAUUUUUCAUUCCAAACAUGCAAGGACACUCCUAAAGAAAUCGAGUUUGAGACAAAAAGUUUUGCGCUGACCUCAAAACAUGGACUGUUCUUAGAUAUCUCACCCAUACAGGAGUAGGAAUAUUUGGUUAAACCAAAUUAUGUUGUAGGAAUGGAAUUAUGUAGAUAGGCAAAGCAACAUAAUUAUUUUAGGUUUUUUUUUUAGUUUUUAGGAUUCAUGACAUUUUCAUAUAUUAUACAUAUACUGAGAUAAAGAGAUAAAUAAAUCGAUUUUUAUACUAAA
Molecule: messenger RNA, 1769 nt
Organism: Diabrotica virgifera virgifera (western corn rootworm)
Lineage: Eukaryota; Metazoa; Arthropoda; Insecta; Coleoptera; Chrysomelidae
Product: cytochrome P450 6k1-like
Exons: 5
Coding region: 108-1604 (498 amino acids)
Molecular function (GO): iron ion binding; monooxygenase activity; oxidoreductase activity, acting on paired donors, with incorporation or reduction of molecular oxygen
Source: RefSeq, a predicted model, not a curated record